Molecule: messenger RNA, 3024 nt
Organism: Rattus norvegicus (Norway rat)
Lineage: Eukaryota; Metazoa; Chordata; Mammalia; Rodentia; Muridae
Source: RefSeq, a predicted model, not a curated record
GAGCGCGGGGCGGUCUCGCGAGCGGUGGCAGAACUGGUGGAGUCUCUCUCAUUGCAGGGAUCUUAUGCUGGAAAAAUCCACUCUAUUGGUGAUGCCUUCAGAAAUUUCAAAAAUCUCCGAUCCUUAGAUUUAUCAAGGAAUUUGAUCACUAGUCUGAAGGGCAUCCAGUAUCUAUGUUCACUCCAAGAUCUGAACUUAUAUUAUAACAACAUUCCUUCAUUAGUGGAGGUGUCCCGACUACAGCCCUUACCCUUCCUCAAAGAACUAGAUUUGAGACUCAAUCCUGUUGUAAGGAAAGAUACAGAUUAUAGGCUCUUUGCUGUGUACACACUGCAAAUGCUGGAGAAACUGGAUGACCGAGCUGUCCGUGACAGUGAGAGGAGAGCGGCCAAGCUACAUUUCAGUCAGUUGGGCAGCAGUGAAAAUUUUCUCCUAGAGGUGGAAAAAAGCUCUAGGGAGAAGACAAUGAAAAACUGUGUGACAGAUGAGGGCCCUGCAUCACACGUCAGUUCUGAGGUUGACACCAGAAUGGAAACAGACUCAAACAAAGGACUUUUUAUUUCCUUCCCCAACCGGGAAAUAAAGGAUUCCCUAGCAAGCAUUUGUGCAACCCAGGGCAGUGGCACACCAGCUCAGAAAUUAGACGUUUUUCCACUGGAGACACAGAUGCAGGAAGCAACAAGAAGGGAGACAAGUGACCUCCACCAGGAAGAUGGAUUGGAACUCAGGCAUUACUCGCCUCAUCAGGGCACAGUCCGAUCUCCAGAGAAGAUGACAAGAGAUGGAUACCGAGUAUCUUUUUUAGACACUAAGUCUUCAGGUUCUUCUCCAGUAAAGGACUUGAUACCAAAACCUGAUGCCUAUCCGUGUACCCAUGAUGCCUCUUUGGGUAAACGUCUGGAUGUGGGUGAUUCUAACCAGAUCCUUCCCUGCCAAUUACCUUCUGGUGUUUGUCUGGACCAUUAUGAUAAUCAUUAUUCUCAAACUCUUUGCCUGCACGGAAGUCUUGUCAAAAGGCCUCAAAAAGGCAAGUACUAUCGAGAAUACAGCACAAAGCCUUCCAAUGAUAAAAAGGCCGCUUCAUCCCUUUCCUGUGGAGACCUGCUAACAUCCCUGUCAAACCCUGACUGCAGCACAGGAAGGCCAUUGAAGCUCAGUUCAGAUCUCUAUGCCACAACCCGUUUCAACAGUGACCAUGCUCUGCUGGCCAAUGUAGAGCAACAGCUGUCCAGCCUCGGUGAUUUUGCACCAGCACCUGGUUCCUUCCCAAGCAACCCUGCCCUAGGAAAUUCUCUGCGGACACUGCUGUUGCCUCCUGGGACUCCAGAAAACAGAGAGAUUCCAACUAAGAGGUCAUUAAGCCCUUCAAGGAGAGGAUUCAAGCGGAAGGACAAUAUCCUUGCCAACCUGAAUCUGAAACGUGGUUUCCAAGAUGCUACAGGCAGCGAGCCUUUCUCUAGUGACCUGGGCAGUUUGCAUGGUUUAUCAGGAAACCGUAGUCCCCCGAUCUCUGCCAGAACACCCCACGUAGCCACUGUCCUCAGACAGCUCCUGGAGCUGGUGGAUAAGCACUGGAAUGGUUCUGGCUCCCUUCUCCUCAACAAGAAGUUUCUUGGUCCUGCCAGAGAUUUGCUCCUGUCCUUGGUGGUGCCUGCACCUCCCCAGCAGUGGCAUCGCUCGCUGCUUGACGACAAGACAGGGAGAGCCUUGCACUGGAGGGAGACGGAGCUAAAGGAAGCAGGGCAGCUGGUUCCCAGUGAUGUGGAAAGUUUGAAGCAAAAACUGGUCAAAGUGUUGGAAGAAAACCUUAUUUUGUCAGAAAAAAUUCAGCAGUUGGAGGGAGCUGCUGCCACCUCGGUUGUGAGUGGGCACCCAUCUCACACACACGCAGGAGAGAAUGGAUAAGGAAAUACAGCUCAAUGACCCAGCAAUGAGCACCACCAGCACUUUUGAAUUCUUUCUCCCAGAUAACCUCCAUAAGAUAGACAUGCAACUCAAAGAUUUCAAUUAUACCAUAAGUUUUAAAGAUAAUUUACAUGCAAAAUAUAUUCAUCUUAAGUUUGACGCUAAUGAAAAGAUAAAACACCUUUGUAACUCCAGAAAGUUACCAUUAUAUACUUGUGUAGUCAUUUUCCCCUCCAUAUCCCAGCAACCACACAACUAUUUCUACAUCCUCACUUAAUGCUAAAUGGCACUGGCAACUCCCCGGAGUUGCAUGAGUAGUCUUCAUUUAUCUGUCAAAUUCUAUACUGUUGUUUCUAAUAUUUAAUUACCAUGGUGAGAAUGUUGGUAAUGCCCGGAAUGAAAACAGUGCUCUGAGACCACCUUUCUUCCUGGUGAUGGAGCUACAGCUCCUGAGACUUGUGCUGCUGUCAAUGAUGCUGCUUCCCAAAGCUGCUGGGCAAAGAUUGCUGUACAUUUCAGAAGAGGGGAAGUCAAAAGGCAUAGACCUUUACAUGUUGCUAAAUCACUCCCCAGAAACGUGGUUUUGAUUAAGCACAUCUGUAUUUGAGCUCCUUUUCCACUCCUCCUUUGCUACUCUUUUCUUCUUCUUUUUUUUUUUUUUGAUUUAUUUAUUUGUUUAUAUGCAUACACUGUAGCUGUCUUCGGACACACCAGAAGAGGGUAUCAGAUCCCAUUACAGAUGGUUGUGAGCCACCAUGUGGGUGUUGGGAAUUGAACUCAGGACCUCUGGAAGAGCAGUCAAUGCUCUUAACCACUGAGCCAUCUCUCCAACCCCCAAUACUACUUUUGUCUGUUUACCUUGUUGUUUUGGUUUGUUCUGUUUUGUUCUGUUCUGUUUUGUUUUGUUUUGUUUUGUUUUGUUUCGAGACAGGGUUUCUCUGUGUAUCCCUGACCGACCUGGAACUCGCUCUAUGUACCAGGCUGGCUGAAAACUCAGAGAUUCACCUGUCUCUGCCUCCCAAGUGCUAGGAUUAAAUGUGUAUGCUGCUAUGCCCAGCUGAAAAUGUUACCUUUUCAUUUUAGGUUUGCCAUUGUGAUAGUAAAACAAUAUUCACUCAA